Balaenoptera musculus (blue whale) is the source of this 2976-nucleotide messenger RNA. RefSeq names its product cytoplasmic polyadenylation element binding protein 1 (gene CPEB1). Gene Ontology annotation, biological process: negative regulation of cytoplasmic translation. Bases 412 to 1887 code for a protein of 491 amino acids. Gene Ontology annotation, cellular component: cytoplasm; synapse; neuron projection. The record is from RefSeq and is a predicted model, not a curated record. NCBI's taxonomy places the organism in Eukaryota, Metazoa, Chordata, Mammalia, Artiodactyla, Balaenopteridae. Gene Ontology annotation, molecular function: mRNA 3'-UTR binding; ribosome binding; translation factor activity, RNA binding. The transcript has 12 exons.
CCCUCCGGGGGCGGCUGCUGGGGCCUCCGAGCUGCGUUGCAGACGCCCGUUGGCCUCGAGUGUCUGUCCAGACGGGAGCAGACCGGACGGAAGGGCGCCCCCGCGCCCGGAACAUUUCCUUCUCCCGCAGCCGUCGCACGUGAGAGCCGAAGCCACCGGCGCUGGGAGCUCACGCGCCUCGCAGCGUCCCCCGCGAAUUUCGAGGAAGACGCAGGAAGGAUAAAAGAUUGCUGGGACAAUCAGGAAGCACCUGCGCUCUCCACGUGUAGCAAUGCCAAUAUCUUUCGAAGGAUAAAUGCCAUAUUGGAUAAUUCUCUGGAUUUCAGUAGAGUCUGCACUACACCUGUAAAUCGAGGAAUCCAUGAUCAUUUGCCAGACUUCCAGGACUCUGAAGAAACAGUUACAAGCAGGAUGCUUUUCCCCACCUCUGCGCAAGAUUCUUCCCGUGGCCUCCCAGAUGCAAAUGACUUGUGCCUUGGCCUGCAGUCCCUCAGUCUCACAGGCUGGGACCGACCCUGGAGCACCCAAGACUCAGAUUCUUCAGCCCCGAGCAGCACACACUCAGUAUUGAGCAUGCUCCACAAUCCAUUGGGCAGUGUCCUGGGGAAACCCCCCUUGAGCUUCCUGCCUCUGGACCCCCUUGGAUCUGACUUGGUGGACAAGUUUCCAGCACCCUCCGUUAGAGGAUCCCGCCUGGACACCCGGCCCAUCCUGGACUCCCGUUCUAGCAGCCCCUCUGACUCAGACACCAGUGGCUUCAGCUCUGGAUCAGAUCAUCUCUCAGAUUUGAUUUCAAGCCUCCGAAUUUCUCCUCCCCUGCCCUUCCUGUCUCUGACGGGGGGUGGUCCCAGAGACCCUUUAAAGAUGGGAGUUGGGUCCCGGCUGGACCAAGAACAAGCUGCUCUGGCUGCAGUCACGCCCUCCCCAACCAGCGCAUCAAAGAGAUGGCCAGGAGCUUCUGUGUGGCCGUCCUGGGACCUCCUUGAAGCUCCCAAAGACCCCUUCAGCAUAGAGAGAGAGGCCAGGCUACACAGGCAAGCUGCAGCUGUGAAUGAAGCCACCUGUACCUGGAGUGGCCAGCUUCCUCCCCGGAACUACAAGAACCCCAUCUACUCUUGCAAGGUGUUCCUAGGAGGUGUCCCUUGGGAUAUUACGGAAGCUGGAUUGGUUAACACCUUCCGUGUUUUUGGCUCUUUGAGCGUGGAGUGGCCUGGUAAGGAUGGCAAGCACCCCCGGUGUCCUCCCAAAGGUAAUAUGCCUAAAGGGUAUGUAUAUCUGGUCUUCGAACUAGAGAAGUCUGUCCGGGCCUUGCUUCAGGCUUGCUCUCAUGACCCGCUGAGCCCAGAUGGCCUGAGUGAAUAUUACUUCAAGAUGUCCAGCCGGAGGAUGCGCUGCAAGGAGGUACAAGUGAUCCCCUGGGUCUUGGCCGACAGCAACUUUGUUCAGAGCCCAUCUCAGAGACUUGACCCCAGCAGGACGGUAUUUGUCGGUGCUCUGCACGGGAUGCUCAAUGCUGAGGCCCUGGCAGCCAUUCUGAACGACCUAUUUGGUGGUGUGGUGUAUGCUGGGAUUGACACAGAUAAGCACAAGUAUCCCAUUGGGUCUGGUCGCGUGACUUUCAAUAACCAACGUAGUUACCUGAAGGCAGUCAGUGCUGCUUUUGUGGAGAUCAAAACCACCAAGUUCACCAAGAAGGUUCAGAUUGACCCCUACUUAGAAGAUUCUCUGUGUCAUAUCUGCAGUUCUCAGCCUGGUCCUUUCUUCUGUCGAGAUCAGGUGUGCUUCAAGUACUUCUGCCGGAGCUGCUGGCACUGGCGGCACAGCAUGGAGGGCCUGCGCCACCACAGCCCCCUGAUGCGGAACCAGAAGAACCGAGAUUCCAGCUAGAGGAGCUGGCCUUGCCCAGUGGCCUGUGGCGCCUGAGGCUGGCAGGUCAGGCAGUAGCCUGUACCACCCUGCCACUGGCCACCAGGGAGCUGGCUUCCCGAGGACAAGGGAAAAUCGUAGUCACCUUUGCACUUGCUGAAUCUGUCUUUGUUUCUGCACUAAUUAAUGCACAAUGAGUUUUGUCGGGUUUUGUUUUCAGGGGGUGUGCCAGGGCAAGGACCCUCAGGCUCACCCUCCAAGCGACUCUGUAGUUUUCCCAGAUUUUAGUUCCUCAUUUUGCCGAUGAAAAGCAAAAAAGAACUACGUGUCUAGAAGGUAUUGACACGAUGCCUACAUUUAGGUUUAUUUAUUAAAAGCGCUUUUUUACAUUCCUUGCAAUACUGAUGGUGAUGAUGUGCAGGUCUCAUUGGUUUCAUUCUUGCAGUUGCCAUACAGUGCCUUUCCAUUUAUUUAACCCCCACCUGAACGGCAUAAACUGAGUGUUCAGCUGGUGUUUUUUACUGUAAACAACAAGGAGACUUUGCUCUUCAUUUAAACCAAAAUCAUAUUUCAUAUUUUACGCUCGAGGGUUUUUACCGGUUCCUUUUUACACUCCUUAAAACAGUUUUUAAGUCGUUUGGAACAAGAGAUUUUUUUUUCUUUCCUGGCAGCUUUUAACAUUAUAGCAAAUUUGUGUCUGGGGACUGCUGGUCACUGUUUCUCACAGUUGCAAAUCAAGGCAUUUGCAACCAAGAAAAAAAAAUUGUUUUUGGAUUUGAAACUGGACCGGAUAAACGGUGUUUGAGUGGCUGCUGUAUAUAGUUUUAAAUGGUUUAUUGCACCUUCUUAAGUUGCACUUAUGUGGGGGGGGAGGGUUGAUAGAAGUUUUUAAUCACAAAGUCACAGGACUUUUUUCUUUUGUAACUGAGCUAAAAAGGGCUGCUUUUUGGUGGGGGCAGAUGAAGGCUCACAGGAGCCCUUUCUCUCAGAGGGGACAAGUACCCUUCCCUUAUUUCUUUCAUUUGAGAAAUGUAUGAAGCAACAGUUGCAGUUGACGAAAUGCUACUGGAAUUUGAAAACUUGACUUUUUCUUUUCUUUUUUUUUUUUUU